This is a messenger RNA of Rhizophagus irregularis DAOM 181602=DAOM 197198, 2895 nucleotides long. The record is from RefSeq and is a predicted model, not a curated record. NCBI's taxonomy places the organism in Eukaryota, Fungi, Glomeromycota, Glomeromycetes, Glomerales, Glomeraceae.
AUGGCAUGGUAUCAAACACACGUGCUUUCCGCGGUUAUAAAAGUAAUUUGUGCUAUUGUUUCACUUUUUACAGCUGGUGCUUUAACUGUAAUCAUUCCGAAAGCUCUUGAUUUGCCAAUGAAGGCUGUUCAAUAUAAAGAUGAAAUUGCUGUAAGAUUAAUAACGGAAAGUAAUUUACGCGAUGAAAAUCAAACAAUGGCAGAUUUUAGACGUAUCACACAUGCUAUUCGUGCUACUUUGUCCAAAGAAAUAAUUUAUCAUAAUACAGCUUUUCAAUUAUGUGGUAUUUUGGAAGCUGAUCGAUGUCAAAUUUUUACUAGUAAAUCUAUUAAAGCUAAAUUUGAAGGAUGGAGAUGUGCACAAGAUUAUGUGGAUGGUUCAGAAUCCCCUUUAAAUGUAAAUUCUCAAUUAAAUCCUGAAUGUAGUAUAAUUUAUUCUACUAUCGAAAAACGUGCAGCUACUAUACUCGGCCUGGACGAUAAAGAAUUCGCAAACUUAUAUUUGGAAGGUGAUUACCAAAAUAUAAAUAAGAUUAUUCUUGUUCCAAUCGCGAUAUCUGAAAAUGAAAAUGGUAUAAUCGUAAUACAAAAUUGGGAUCAAGUUGAAUAUUUGACACAAGAGAAAUGGGAAAAUACCCGAACAUUCCUGACAGAUUUAUCUGAACAAAUUUCUAUUGCUUUGUCUCAAGCUAGCUUAAUAGAACAAGAUAAGAUUCGCAUUCACCAACUUGCUGAACAAAAUGAGGCAUUAAUUCAGGCUAGAAAAGAGGCUUCUGCCAUUCAGGCCCAUCGUGAAUUUUUAGCAGUUAUGUCCCAUGAGAUGAGAACACCUCUUUAUGCAAUAUUCGCGUUAACUUCAAUGUUGCUGGAAAUGCCGUAUUUAUCACAUCAAGAAAUGUCUGAAAUGCGGGACAUGUUGGAAAUUAUCAAAAAGAGUGGUGAUAUGUUGAUAACAAUUAUUAAUAAUGUUUUGGAUUUCUCAAAAUAUGAAGAAGAACAAUUGCAUUUGGAACGCGUACCUUUUUGUGUGCAUGAAGCUGUUGAAACUUCAUUAGAUAUAGUAUCACUUCAAGGACAGGAGACUUCUAGACCUCGUAUUAAUUACGUUAUCGAUAAAAAUGUACCUUAUAACGUUAUAGGAGAUAUGACUAGAUUUAGACAAAUUAUCGUGAAUCUUUUGUCAAAUGCCUGUAAAUUCACUAAUGCGGAUGGAGAUGUUAUGAUAACAGUUUGUAGUGAAUUCGUUGAAAAAAAUAACACAAAGAAAAUUAGGAUUAAAGCUGAAGUCACGGAUACAGGUAUCGGUAUAUCAAAAGAAGUUUUACCGAAAUUAUUCGAGAAAUUUUCGCAAGCUGACGCAAGUAUUACACGUAAAUACGGUGGAACAGGCCUUGGAUUAGCAAUUGUUAGAAAGUUGGUUAAAUUAAUGAACGGAGAUAUCACUGUUGAACAAAAUACUUCAGCAAGUAGUGGAACAAAAAUGAUAUUUUAUGUUGAUCUUGAUGUUGAUCCAAAUAGUCCAACAUGUCCAAGUUUAUCACCAUUUUUACGUCAAAAAUCUUUAUCCAUUUUAGAAAAACAUGAGAAUAACAAGAUCGGCCUCAAACAAAUAUUAAAUCGAUGUGGUUUGCAGAGAUCUCCAAAAUUUUUCACUUCUUUAAAACAAAUUAUUGAAGAUGUCGAUUUCUUUAAAGGACAUAUAGACGCUAUAAUAAUAGAUUUUCAAUUAUUGGUUGAAAAUAAUGAAAUUGAAUUUUUAAAAAAUGGAAUAAAAGAUAAAUUGUUAAAAAUACCAAUAUUGAUAUUAGUAAAUCCAUCACUUCAAAGAUCUAUUAAAUCAUUUAAAAUAGAAGGAGAUAAUGUAAUAUUUUCUUCUCUUCCUGUGAAAUUUAAACCUAUGCUCAGCUUUUUAGAAUGGAAUUUAAGAGAAGAAGACGAAAAUUCGACAUUGGUAAUGACUGAAUCCAUCGGAACGAAUAAUGAAGGUUCAAUAAUGCAUUACAGUUGUAAUGGUUCGUACGACAGUGAUUUUAAUAGUGAAAUAAUGUCACAAAAUAAUGACACUCAAACAGAAGAGGAAUUACCUUUAAUAGAUUUAAGCAGUAGUCCGGAUGAAUAUUAUAGUGAUAUAACGAGUAAACAACGUAGAAUAUCUUUAUCAUCAAAUGAACGUCCCGGAUACAAUCGAAAAAAUUCCGCAUCGACCACCAAUUUACCUACUUUAUCCUUAGUUAACAAAUCCUCAGAGAGUGAGAAUUCGCCUAAAAUAGGAUCACAUGCCAUAAGACGUACGGCCACAUUACCAGUUUCAUUUGAUAUGUCUAAUUUUGAAACAAUAUCAAACGAUAAUACUUCCGUUAUACCGUCUGAAUGUCUUAAGUUCGGUAAUGUUGAAACUGAUAUACCUAAAUUAAAAGUGUUGGUUGUUGAAGAUAAUGUCAUAAAUCAGAUGGUUACAUCGCGUAUACUCGAAAAAUUAAAUCAGAAAUGUGAAAUCGCAGGGUCUGGAAAAACUGCUAUAAGUAAAUGCGAAGAAAAGGAUUAUGAUGUUAUAUUUAUGGAUAUUAUGAUGGCCGAUAUGGACGGAUUUCAGACUACCGAACAAAUUCGAUCCACUUCUCAAGAUUUAAGACGACCGUGGAUUAUUGCAUUAACAGCAAAUGCAUUAUGGUAUGAUCGGUUCCGUUGUAUAGAAAGUGGUAUGAAUGAUUUUGUAUCAAAACCAGCAAAGAAAGAAGAUAUCAGAGAAGCUUUGAUGAGAUAUUUAACACGAAAUUCCGCAACUGCAACAAAAAAUAAUAAUCAACAACCUCAUCAAUCUCAUCAAUCGAGGCCAUCAUUAUCAACAUCCACAUCAAGUACAAAUGUAAAUGGGGGUUAUGGAAGCAAGAUAUAG